Messenger RNA from Orycteropus afer afer, 9786 nucleotides. It is a transcript of the gene CCDC88A, whose product is annotated as coiled-coil domain containing 88A. NCBI's taxonomy places the organism in Eukaryota, Metazoa, Chordata, Mammalia, Tubulidentata, Orycteropodidae. Gene Ontology annotation, molecular function: microtubule binding; dynein light intermediate chain binding. Gene Ontology annotation, cellular component: cytoplasm; centrosome. The record is from RefSeq and is a predicted model, not a curated record. Gene Ontology annotation, biological process: cytoplasmic microtubule organization; cytoskeleton-dependent intracellular transport.
GCGGCAGUGGUUGGGCGGCGAGGGUUGGUGUGUGAUGCGGCACUGCGGUUCUGUGGCCGUUAGUCCCUCUCCUCUAGAGAGGGUGGAGGCGGAGGCUGGAGCGCAGCGGUGAUUUUUAUGCCAGAGCUUCCCAGAGACGGACUGAAAAGGCUGGCGGGGUUUAGGAAGCUGGGGGAUUAGGGACACACUUUCAGGCCCCCACCCCCCGGGAGGGGAAGGGGGCUGGAGGCUAGGUUUGAGGGCGGUGGGAGAACGGUGGAGGGAUGGUGUCUGCCUGGGGGAGAGGGGCGAGCGGUGCCUGUCGGUGGUGAGGGGCUGCGGAUAGGGGAGGUUCCGUAGGUCUAGCGGCUCCAUGCUCAGUGGUGUGUGGAACGUGCUGAGCGGAACGCUGAGGUCGAGCCUGGCCACCACUUGGAAUCUUUAACGUAGUAUCUAACGUGCUAUUUUAUUUAGCCCACGUUGAGAUUAAUUCAUAGGUAGUUUCGUUGAUCUUGCUCCUACAGGAGCUGGACAACCUUGACGGGCUUUUUGUCUUGCUGCUCCAGCCCCCUUUCCCUUCCUCCUCCUCCAGAUGCCUUUUCUCUGCCCCUCCUCGCCUGGUAAAGACAUUUCCAGCGCAGGCUGCCGCUCUUGGCGGCUGUUGAAGCCACUUCUCGGGAUUUUGGUUCUUUUCCCUCUUAGGUGUUUUUUGAGGAGGGAGAGUUUUUUCCCCCUCCACGAUGGGAUAGUCCUCCCUUACGAAAAUGGACUUCUAUUGAUUUUUACUUACUUCAACGUUUAGUGACCAAUUCCUUAAGCGUAUUUUUGUGGUAGUUCCUUUUUUCUUUUCACAUACAUAAUCUGUAAAAUGGAGAACGAGAUUUUUACUCCCCUUCUGGAGCAGUUCAUGACCAGUCCCUUGGUUACUUGGGUUAAAACGUUUGGACCUCUGGCUGCAGGAAAUGGGACCAACCUGGAUGAAUAUGUGGCUUUGGUGGAUGGGGUAUUCCUGAACCAGGUUAUGCUCCAAAUUAAUCCUAAAUUGGAAAGUCAGAGAGUAAAUAAAAAAGUUAACAAUGAUGCAUCACUUAGAAUUCAUAAUCUGUCCAUUUUGGUGAAACAGAUAAAGGUUUAUUACCAGGAAACUUUGCAGCAGUUGAUCAUGAUGUCAUUGCCAAAUGUCUUAAUCAUCGGCAAAAAUCCCUUUUCUGAACAAGGCACAGAAGAAGUUAAAAAGCUGCUUUUACUUAUACUGGGUUGUGCAGUUCAGUGUCAGAAAAAAGAAGAAUUUAUUGAAAGAAUUCAAGGUUUAGAUUUUGAUACAAAAGCAGCAGUUGCCGCACAUAUUCAAGAGGUAACACAUAAUCAGGAAAAUGUAUUCGAUCUACAGUGGAUGGAAGUGACUGAUAUGUCUCAAGAGGACCUAGAACCACUCUUAAAAAAUAUGGCAUUGCAUCUAAAAAGACUUAUAGAUGAGAGAGAUGAACAUUCAGAGACUAUAAUAGAACUCUCUGAAGAGCGAGAUGGUCUUCAUUUUCUACCCCAUGCCUCAUCAUCUGCACAGUCACCCUGUGGUUCUCCAGGCAUGAAGAGAACAGAAAGUCGACAGCAUCUGUCAGUGGAACUAGCAGAUGCUAAGGCCAAGAUAAGAAGGCUUAGGCAGGAACUGGAGGAAAAGACUGAACAAUUACUGGACUGUAAACAAGAACUUGAACAAAUGGAAAUAGAACUUAAAAGGCUGCAACAAGAGAACAUGAAUUUGCUUUCGGAUGCUCGUUCUGCCAGAAUGUACCGAGAUGAAUUAGAUGCACUUCGAGAGAAGGCAAUCAGAGUUGAUAAGCUUGAAAGUGAAGUCAGCAGAUACAAAGAGAGGUUACAUGAUAUUGAAUUUUAUAAGGCAAGAGUUGAGGAAUUAAAAGAAGACAAUCAAGUUUUAUUGGAAACGAAAACCAUGCUGGAAGACCAAAUAGAAGGAAAUCGAGCUCGUUCUGAUAAGUUACAUGAAUUAGAAAAGGAGAAUUUACAACUAAAGGCUAAACUGCAUGAUAUGGAGAUGGAACGUGAUAUGGAUAGAAAAAAGAUAGAAGAAUUAAUGGAAGAAAAUAUGACUUUGGAAAUGGCACAGAAGCAAAGUAUGGAUGAAUCAUUACAUCUUGGCUGGGAGCUGGAGCAGAUAUCUAGAACUAGUGAACUUUCUGAAGCACCACAGAAAUCCUUGGGCCAUGAAGUGAAUGAGUUGACAUCAAGUAGAUUAUUGAAGCUGGAGAUGGAAAACCAGACUUUAGCAAAAACUGUAGAAGAGCUACGUAGUACUGUGGACUCUGUAGAAGGAAACGCUUCCAAAAUCCUGAAAAUUGAAAAGGAAAAUCAAAGACUAAAUAAAAAGGUUGAAAUUCUUGAAAAUGAGAUUAUUCAAGAAAAGCAAAGUCUUCAGAAUUGUCAGAAUUUAAGCAAGGAUCUCAUGAAGGAGAAAGCUCAGCUUGAAAAAACAAUAGAAACACUUAGAGAAAAUUCAGAGAGACAGAUUAAAAUAUUAGAACAGGAAAAUGAACAUCUGAAUCAAACUGUCUCUUCCCUAAGGCAACGCUCCCAGAUAAGUGCUGAAGCACGGGUGAAAGACAUUGAAAAAGAAAACAAAAUUCUCCAUGAAUCUAUCAAAGAAACAAGUAGCAAGUUAAGCAAGAUUGAAUUUGAAAAACGACAAAUUAGAAAAGAAUUGGAACAUUAUAAAGAAAAAGGAGAACGAUCUGAAGAACUUGAGAAUGAGUUGCAUCAUCUUGAAAAAGAAAAUGAAUUGUUACAGAAAAAGAUAACUAAUUUAAAAAUUACUUGUGAAAAAAUUGAAACGUUAGAACUGGAAAAUUCAGAGCUGGAAAGAGAAAACAGAAAAUUAAAAAAAACAUUAGAUAGCUUUAAAAAUCUUAGUUUUCAGUUAGAAUCCCUAGAAAAAGAGAAUUCCCAACUUGAUGAGGAAAACUUGGAAUUGAGAAGAAAUGUGGAAUCCUUGAAGUGUGCAAGCAUGAAAAUGGCUCAGCUACAAUUAGAAAAUAAAGAAUUGGAGAGUGAAAAAGAGCAACUUAAGAAAGGUUUGGAGCUCAUGAAAGCAUCAUUCAAGAAAACAGAACGCUUAGAAGUUAGUUACCAGGGUUUAGAUACAGAAAAUCAAAGGCUACAGAAAGCUCUAGAGAACAGCAAUAAAAAAAUUCAGCAGUUAGAGAGUGAACUACAAGAUUUAGAGAUGGAAAAUCAAACACUGCAAAAAAACCUAGAAGAGUUAAAAAUAUCUAGCAAAAGACUAGAACAGCUAGAGAAAGAAAAUAAAUCAUUAGAACAAGAGACUUCUCAGCUGGAAAAGGAUAAGAAACAACUGGAGAAGGAAAAUAAGAGACUUCGACAACAAGCAGAAAUAAAGGAUACCACAUUAGAAGAAAAUAAUGUGAAAAUAGGAAAUUUGGAAAAAGAAAACAAAACCCUAUUCAAGGAAAUUGGUGUCUAUAAAGAAUCCUGCAUUCGCCUGAAAGAAUUAGAGAAAGAAAAUAAAGAGCUUGUGAAAAGAGCAACGAUUGAUAUAAAAACUUUGGUUACGUUACGUGAGGAUUUGGUGAGUGAAAAAUUGAAGACUCAACAAAUGAACAAUGAUCUUGAAAAAUUAACUCAUGAACUUGAAAAAAUAGGGUUAAAUAAAGAACGACUCUUACAUGAUGAGCAGAGUACUGAUGACAGGUACAAACUUUUGGAAUCAAAAUUAGAAUCUACUCUAAAGAAGUCUCUUGAAAUAAAAGAAGAAAAAAUUGCUGCUUUAGAAGCUCGAUUAGAAGAAUCCACAAAUUAUAACCAGCAAUUGCGCCAAGAGCUUAAAACAGUGAAAAAAAAUUAUGAAGCUCUCAAACAGAGACAAGAUGAAGAAAGGAUGGUACAGAGCUCUCCUCCAGGAUCUGGUGUGGAUAACAAAUGGGAGCGAGAAAGUCAGGAAACUACCAGAGAGCUUCUGAAAGUUAAAGACAGGUUAAUUGAAGUAGAAAGAAAUAAUGCCACACUGCAAGCAGAGAAGCAAGCAUUGAAAACUCAACUGAAGCAACUUGAGACCCAGAACAAUAAUUUGCAGGCUCAGAUUCUUGCACUUCAGAGACAGACGGUAUCAUUACAGGAGCAGAAUACCACUCUUCAGACACAGAAUGCCAAGCUUCAGGUUGAAAAUUCUACCCUUAAUUCUCAAAGUACCUCACUCAUGAACCAGAAUGCACAACUCCUAAUCCAGCAGUCUUCCUUAGAAAAUGAAAAUGAAUCUGUAAUCAAAGAAAGAGAAGACCUGAAAUCUCUCUACGAUUCUCUGGUCAAAGAUCAUGAAAAGCUGGAACUUCUUCAUGAACGACAGGCUUCAGAGUAUGAAUCUCUCAUUGCUAAACAUGGAACACUAAAGUUUGCCCACAAAAAUCUUGAGGUGGAACAUAAAGAUCUUGAAGAUCGUUACAAUCAGUUAUUAAAACAGAAAGGACAAUUGGAAGAUUUGGAAAAAAUGCUCAAAGUAGAACAGGAAAAAAUGCUGCUUGAAAACAAAAACCAUGAGACUGUAGCUGCAGAAUACAAAAAACUUUGUGGUGAAAAUGAUAGGUUGAAUCAUACAUAUAGUCAGCUUUUGAAAGAGACUGAAGCUUUACAAACUGACCAUAAAAAUUUGAAGAGUCUUCUAAAUAAUUCCAAACUGGAACAAACAAGAUUAGAAGCUGAAUUUUCAAAGCUAAAGGAACAGUACCAACAGCUGGAUAUCACAUCUACCAAGCUGAAUAACCAGUGUGAGUUGCUAAGCCAACUUAAAGGAAACUUAGAAGAAGAAAAUCGACAUCUGCUGGAUCAAAUUCAGACAUUAAUGUUACAGAACAGAACACUAUUGGAGCAGAAUAUGGAAAGCAAGGAUCUUUUUCACGUUGAACAAAGACAGUACAUUGAUAAACUGAAUGAAUUAAGACGACAGAAGGAGAAAUUAGAAGAGAAAAUUAUGGAUCAGUACAAAUUUUAUGACCCAUCACCUCCUAGAAGGAGAGGCAACUGGAUUACCCUAAAAAUGAGAAAAUUGAUAAAGUCUAAGAAAGAUCUUAAUCGAGAACGUCAGAAAUCUCUAACAUUAACACCCACCCGCUCAGAUUCCAGUGAAGGCUUUCUUCAACUCCCCCAUCAAGAUAGUCAAGAUAGUUCUUCAGUAGGUUCAAACUCUUUAGAAGAUGGCCAAACCAUGGGGACCAAGAAAAGCAGCAUGGUUGCACUGAAAAGACUGCCCUUUUUGAGGAACAGACCGAAGGAUAAAGACAAAAUGAAGGCCUGCUACCGUCGUUCCAUGUCCAUGAAUGACCUGGUGCAGUCCAUGGUCCUAGCAGGAGGACAGUGGACAGGUAGUACUGAGAAUUUGGAGGUUCCUGAUGAUAUUUCAACGGGUAAAAGGAGAAAAGAAUUGGGAGCUAUGGCCUUCUCUACUACAGCCAUCAACUUUUCAACUGUCAACUCUUCUACAGGCUUCAGAUCCAAGCAGUUGGUUAAUAAUAAAGAUACUACAUCCUUUGAAGAUAUAAGCCCACAAGGUAUUAGUGAUGAUUCUAGUACGGGAUCAAGAGUUCAUGCUUCGAGACCAGCCAGCCUUGAUAGUGGCAGAACAUCCACUAGCAAUAGCAAUAAUAAUGCUUCACUCCAUGAAGUCAAAGCAGGUGCUGUUAAUAGCCAAAGCAGGCCACAAAGCCAUAGCAGUGGAGAAUUUAGCAUGCUUCAUGAUCAUGAGGUGUGGUCCAGCAGUGGUAGCAGCCCAAUCCAGUACUUGAAAAGGCAGACCAGAUCAAGUCCAAUGCUCCAGCACAAAAUGCCUGAAACAUUAGAGAGUCGAGCACAUCACAAGAUCAAAACUGGUUCCCCUGGAAGUGAAGUAGUUACUCUACAGCAAUUUUUGGAAGAAAGCAACAAGCUUACCUCAAUACAGAUGAAGUCCUCAAGUCAAGAGAAUCUUUUAGAUGAAGUAAUGAAAAGUUUGUCUGUCUCUUCUGACUUUUUGGGAAAGGACAAACCAAUUAGCUGUGGUCUGACCAGGUCAGUAAGUGGAAGAACCCCAGGGGACUUCCGUGAUAGACGGACAACUAAGCCUGAACAAUUUAUGAGACCUUGUUCUCAAAAGACUGAAGAUACUCACUUCGUUGGUCCUCCAGGAAAACCUACACCAGGCCCUCAAGGAAAGAUAAAAUUAGUAAAAGAAACUUCUCUGUCACGACAAUCAAAAGAUAGUAAUCCUUAUGCUACUUUACCUCGUGCAAGCAGUGUGAUCUCUACUGCUGAAGGAACUACUCGAAGGACAAGCAUCCAUGACUUUUUGACCAAGGACAGUAGGCUACCUAUGUCAGCUGAUUCACCACCAGCUUCUGCUGAUAGCAUCACUGCAGCAUCUAAUGUGGACACAGUACAAGAAAGCAGAAUUUCAAAAAGCAGGUCUAGGGAGCAACAAAGCUCCUAAUUCUAUUACCCACUACAUGACAUGUGGGCCAAGUGAGAGAAAAGUGUCCUUCAGUUUCUCAGUAAGAAGCCUUUAUUUCUGAAGACAGCCAACUAUAGGAAUCAUUUUUUAAAAAAAUCUUUAAAAAGGAGACUUUUAACAAUCCUUCGUGAAUAGAGCAGGCAAUACAAACCUUCAUUCCUUCCUUGAAUCAAGGAGCACUACUGGAAUCAACUGCCAAAACUUUUAGGUUUUAGGACUUAUUAUACAUUGUAUUAUUAAGAUCUACUGAAUAAAGGAUGUUCUCGCACUAAGGACCAAGUGUUUUAUGGUUUCAAGAAGUACUCCAGGAACAGUCUACUUCUGUCUUUUAUCAUUUGUUUAUGAAUUUAUCCAUGUUUGCUUAACGCUUCUGCUAAGGAUUUGCCCAAAUCUAGCCAUUUAUAUUUAGUUGUGUAAAUCUAAAUUAAAUGCUGUAGUAUUUUGUGGAAUGUACUGUAUAUUAAGAUACAGAAAAAAAAAAUGUUUUGGCAUGUCGGAACCUUAUUUGGUUAGCAGACUGCAUGUGUUGAUUCUUUUUAAAAAGCCAAUUAUUUUGAUGCACUGCAAAAGAAAUUCAGUUCAUAAGAUAAAACGGAAAAAUCCAUUAGAGUUAUGAAAAAUUUAGUGAUAUGCUUUCCAUAUUCCUCACUAAGCAACACUAAGCAUUUACACAUGGAUCCAAGGUGUAAUUAAAGAGUGUUUUUCUUAAACUUUUUUAGUGAAGUGGUUUUCCAGCAAAUGGCAUUCCUAAGAAAAAGCUGUUACGUUUUAACUCAUUUCCCUUCUUCGAUAUUGAGUGAUGUAUGUGUGUUUGAAUUUUUUAACUUGAGAGCUAACUGUUGCUUAAGAAGUUUUCUUAUAGCAAAAAAUAAUGUAAAUAACUUAAUAUGCUCUGCAUUUUGCCAGGAACUCAUUUAUUAUUAAGGUUAUUGUUUAAUAAAAUUUUUUUGUUUUGUCCUUUAUAAUAUCACAUUAAAGCUGAUAACUAUUAUUGGUACUUUUGAAAUAUCUGUACGUAUUUGUUACCUUAAACAUUUGGAAGAAGCACAAAAAAAGUAGAUUUCAUUAACCCAGGGAAACAUUAAUUUUUUAGUAGUUCCAAUUUUGUAUCACAGUUUUAUUUUCGUAUGAAAUCAAAAAAUGCAUUGAUUCUUAUUAAUGCAAAUUCAUUAAUUAACAUAAAUAUCAGAAUAAUCUUAAAGGUCUGAAAUGACAAAAGAUACUGACUUGUUUAUUUUAAAAGUUCACUUCUUAGGCUCUCAUUACCAGCUCUAAAGUUCUUUUUGGAAUAACUCUAUAUUCCAUAGUGUGUGGUUUAUGAACUGUUUCAUUAUUAAUCCACUAGCAUAAGAAAAUUUGUGUGUCUCUUUUUUCCCCCCAUAGUCCAACAGCAAUGUCAAUGUGUGUUCCUAGUCUAUUUUCAGAAAAAAACCUUCAUUUAAAAAAAAAAAAGGAAACAGCAAAUUUAGUUGACCAGAAUUUGAAAUGGGAGUUAGAGAACUUGGACUUACUUAAUGCUGCCAUUAACUUAGGUUUUGCCAGCAAAUAAUGCUGUAAAGUUAAGUCACUUGGAUGAAACUCUUGGAUGAAAGGUGCUGUGUAAAUGUAAAUACAAAUAAUUAUUACUGAAAUACAAAUACUGCACAAAAGGCAUACUUAAAACCUAUUCUCUACACCUUACAUCUCUCUCUUCAUGAUGACUUCCUGGAUUCAAGUAUCAAAUUGGUAAUGGCCAUCAUACCAUUCUACAGACAUUUGCAUGUAAAAAAUGUAAAUUCAUUUUUAGGUGGAUAAAUUGAAAUUAAAUGUAGAAAUUGUGUUUUACCUAAAUACAGAAAGUAGGUAACUUAGAUUUAUAUUAACUAGCAUCUAAUUUGCACAACUAGGACAUAUCCCAGGACAAUUACUCAAAGUUGUAAUUUAAUGAGUAGGACAUAGCUCAGUGAAGGUGAAGGAUAUACCAGCUUGACCUCUCCAAAACACUAAUAUCCUAAAAUGGGGAAUCUGCUGACUUAAGAAGCACCGUUUAGACUCAAGUAGAAAAUGCUUAAGGGCAACCUGUAAAAUACUGAAUGUGAUUAGGAUGAUGCUGAGAAAAGGCAAUUAAAGAGACAACCAAGGAAACCCAUUGAAGACUGCAGAACUGAAGAUAUUCCCAAUUGUAUUUAUUAUCUUUUAUUUACCAUUUCAAGAAAGGACUAAUUAUAACCACAUGAAUAUUUUAUUUUCUCCAAAAGAUACCUUUGAAAUUAAACUUUAUAUGAAACCACUCUUUUCUCCAAGACAAACUUCCUUGGCCAAAUAAAAUGGUGUAAAACCAACUGGAAACUGACUUGGGCCAUCUGCUUUUAAUUAUUUGGCUCUAUUCUAAAUCAACACCUUCAGUUUCCACCGGAAUACUUAAGAAUUCAGUACACAGGGUAAUAGUCUCAGCCCAGAGCUCCAACAUUGUGCUUUAUAUUGGCCAUGUGAAAAUGUUUACUCCAAGUUGAUGAAUUAGUGGUUACCAAAGAAUUAAUGAAAUAGGUUUUUGUGUAGCACCUUUCAUGCCAAGGCAUGGUAAAAACCUAUUUAAAAAUCACUGUGUGUAUUACUGAAUUGUAGUCACCUCACAAAUGAAGUUAUCACAGUCCGUACUGUCUUAGCAGUUUAUGUCAGGAAGUGGAAAAGAUACGUACCAAAUCUGGAAUUACCAUGAAGAGUAAUAAUGUAUGCUAAAUAACUUGUAUUUUAAGUUACUUAAGAGAAAAGUGGUAGAUUUUUGUGUUUUUCUUUUCAGCUUAGUCUUGAAAUGUAUUUUUUUUCCUUUAAACCUGAAUGAGUAAUACAAAAGCAGCCCAUUUAUAUUAAUAACCUUGAUGUACAUGUUGAGAUAUUUGGACAAUGAAAAUGCCUUAAAAGGAAUGCUUAUGGAUAAAGUUGCACUUAAAAUACCCUUUAACAAAAUCUGAUUUUAAAUUGUCUUUUUCUUUUCUAUGAAGAAUUCUCUUUUUCAAUGUUUGUCAUUGUACUUAACAUUAUUAAAUACCAAAUCAAAUAAUAUAAAAACUGUAAUUUCUUUUAAAACUAAUGCUGAGAGAUUUGGAGUUAAAUGGUAAAAUGUUUAUUACUUGAUACCUGAUAGCCACAGAAACCCAACUCCUAACAAAAGUGACACCGUUCUGUCUGCUUGUCUUAUUAAAACCACAUUAAUUUUCCUUUUAGUUCUUAACUUUGUUUCUCCUAAAAAACUGAUUAAAUUUGGUUUAACAUUCAGUUAAACUGAUAUAAAAAUAAAACAAAAUGAAUUUUUGUAACAA